AUGUUAAUAGGAAGCUUUAAUACUAGUAUAGAAGUUUUUGACAAUAAAAUUUCAAACAUUCUAAAUAAGAAUCAAAAUGUUAAAUCAAUAUUUGAAGAGUAUUUAAAGUUACGAGCAAGUUUUAAGGAUAAUACAUUCUUAAAAGAUGGUAUUUUUACGAUUAAUGAUCAGACAAAUAUUAACAACAAAUUUAACGAAACUGUCGAUAAAUUUAGUGACGCAAAUGACCUACAUGAUUUUAUUAUUGUCACCUCUUUCCAAGAUAUUAUUGCAUUUUAUAAAGCCAUGAUAAACCUUAUCAAAACUGUCAAAUAUUUUAUUCAUGCCGAAUUACUAACAAAUGCACAAGAAUAUUUUAUACAUUAUCGUGGGGUAUAUAAAUCAGAUUUGUAUUUGAAAGCUAAAUUUACAUUAUCUAGUUUUAAUGAAAUUAAAGAAAAAUAUAACGAAAUAUUCUUAAUGCUUGAUGAUAGAAAAAGCUUAAAAUUUGCAGAAGCAUCAAAAUAUCAAGAUU
Molecule: messenger RNA, 514 nt
Organism: Racocetra persica
Lineage: Eukaryota; Fungi; Glomeromycota; Glomeromycetes; Diversisporales; Gigasporaceae
Source: the annotation of a GenBank genome assembly